UAUAUUUAUAUCUUGCGCAAUAUGUUAAAGUUGUUCCUUCUAUUAACGUCUAUAGCUUGCACUUUGGGUGCUGCUGUGCCUGAGGGUCUAUUGCCUCAAUUGGAUGGUUGUAUUGUGGGAGGUGCUGCUACCACCAUAUCUUCUUUCCCCUGGCAAAUUUCUCUUCAACGUUCUGGAUCUCAUUCCUGUGGUGGUUCUAUCUAUAACAACCAAAUCAUAGUGACUGCUGCUCACUGUUUGCAAUCUGUUUCCACCACGGUGUUGAAAGUAAGAGCUGGUUCUUCUUUCUGGAAUUCUGGCGGUGUUUUGCUGAGUGUUAAUGAAUUUAAGAAUCAUGAGGGUUAUGAUCCCGAGACCAUGAUUAAUGAUAUUGCAGUGAUACGUUUGAGUUCCUCCUUGACUAUGUCUUCCACCAUUAAGCCUAUUGCCUUGGCUUCUUCAGCUCCUGCUAAUGGUGCUGCUGCUACUGUUUCCGGCUGGGGUACUACUGCCUCUGGUUCUGCUUCUUUACCCACAGAAUUACGUUAUGUUGAGGUUAAAAUUCUUAGUCGUACCCAAUGUGCCUCUUCCACUUAUGGUUAUGGUUCGGAUAUUAAGACGAGCAUGAUUUGUGCUUACACUGUGGGUAAGGAUUCUUGUCAAGGUGAUUCGGGUGGUCCCUUAGUUUCGGGUGGUGUGUUGGUAGGUGUUGUUGAAACAUUAUGUGGUUUUAUUACUAAUUUAGGAUCAGAUUUUGGAAAAUAGACUUUUGUAGUUCAUAAUCAGAAAUACAUCA
This is a messenger RNA of Lucilia sericata (common green bottle fly), 775 nucleotides long. RefSeq names its product trypsin alpha-4-like. The transcript has a single exon. Lineage: Eukaryota; Metazoa; Arthropoda; Insecta; Diptera; Calliphoridae. Gene Ontology annotation, biological process: proteolysis. The coding region runs from base 22 to 744 and encodes 240 amino acids. The record is from RefSeq and is a predicted model, not a curated record. Gene Ontology annotation, molecular function: serine-type endopeptidase activity.